Molecule: messenger RNA, 3111 nt
Organism: Erpetoichthys calabaricus (reedfish)
Lineage: Eukaryota; Metazoa; Chordata; Cladistia; Polypteriformes; Polypteridae
Gene: polh
Product: polymerase (DNA directed), eta
Exons: 11
Coding region: 211-2325 (704 amino acids)
Biological process (GO): error-prone translesion synthesis; response to radiation
Cellular component (GO): replication fork; site of double-strand break; nucleus
Molecular function (GO): damaged DNA binding; DNA-directed DNA polymerase activity
Source: RefSeq, a predicted model, not a curated record
GCCUGUUUCAGUGUGAAGAGGACGCGGUCGCAGUGACGUCUGUUGUUUGAUAACUUUUGAGCUGCGCCUUGCUGAACUGAGAGGUAAAGGAUUCACUUUGGGGACAACGAAGUAAUCUUCUAGGACGAAGCAAGCUAAACAGGAAAGGAAAUGUAGCCUGGCAAUUUGUUUGCACUUACUAGGGUUAGGCUUCUGAACUUCUGCUCUAACAUGGAGUAUGGGAAAGAACGAGUGGUGGCCCUUGUGGAUAUGGAUUGCUUCUACGUUCAGGUAGAACAGAGGUUUAAUCCGGAGUUGAAGAAUAAACCCUGUGUAGUAGCACAGUACAAAACAUGGAAAGGAGGAGGUAUUAUAGCUGUUAGCUAUGAGGCUCGAGCUUUUGGUGUCACAAGAAAUAUGUGGGCAGAUGAGGCCAAAAAACUCUGUCCAGACCUUCAUGUUUUCAGAGUCCAAGAAGCCCAUGGAAAAGCUGAUCUUACCAGGUACAGAGAGGCCAGUGUGGAGGUCAUUGAAGUUAUGUCUCGGUUUGCAGUGAUAGAACGAGCUAGCAUUGAUGAGGCUUACAUGGAUUUGACAAGUUCGGUGGCGCAAAGACUGAAAGAAUCAACAGAGGAAAUGCUUCAUCCUGAUCGUCUACAAAGCACUUAUGUGGAAGGAUUCCCAAAGAAUGAUGACGAGAUGCUGAUUGAAAAAGAAGAGAAGCGAUUGUGUGGAUUGAAGGAGUGGCUACAGUGCUUAUCCUGUAACCCUAGUUGUCCUGAACUUCAGCUUAUGGUAGGAGCAACAAUUGUUGAAGAGAUGAGAGCGGCUGUUGAAGCAGAAACUGGUUUCAGAUGCUCAGCUGGGAUUUCCCAUAAUAAGGUUUUGUCUAAGCUGGCUUGUGGUUUGAACAAACCAAACCGACAGACAAUUUUACCACUAGCAUCUGUGCCCAGUCUUUUCAGCAACUUACCAAUCAGUAAAAUUCGCCUCCUUGGGGGAAAGCUGGGAGCUUCCAUCAGUGAGAGUUUAGGAAUCGAGAACAUAGGUCAGCUUACUGAAUUCACCGUGUCACAGCUGCAGAGCCACUUUGGAGAAAAGACUGGGCAGUGGUUGUAUGAGUUGUGCAGAGGAAUAGACUUCGAGCCUGUGAAGCCAAGGCAGUUGCCAAAGUCCAUUGGUUGCAGUAAGAAUUUUCCAGGAAAAACUGCCUUGGCAAGCCAGGAACAGGUGCAGCACUGGCUGCUGCAGUUGGCAUUAGAACUGGAAGAAAGGUUAACGAAAGACAGGGAAAUGAAUAAUCGGGUGGCUAAACUGCUGACUGUAGGUGUGCGGCUUCAAGGAGACAAGCGAGCAAGCAGCUUUUCCCGCUGCUGUGGGUUAUCUCGCUAUGAGGCUCAGAAGAUUGCUCAUGACAGCUUUGCCUUAAUUAAAAGCCUUAACAAUGCUGGAAACCAUCAGUCUGCUUGGUCUCCUGCACUUACUUUGCUUCAUCUGUCAGCCAGUAAGUUCACAGAGCGUCCAACCUCACUGACCUCUGGAAUUACCAGUUUCUUAAAGACUGAAGUAAUGCCCACGCCAUGUGUUACAGAUAACAGUCUGAUUCCCUCGGCCUCUAGCCCAAACAAAGCAAAUUCUGUAAAAAAACCUUUGACUGGCAUAGAAUUAUUUUUCAAGAGAGCAUCAGAAAAGCAGGAAGAUGAAACAUUGGGAUGCCCACUGUAUCCUAAUAAUACAAAAAUGUGUUCAUCAGAAGGCUCAGAAACUUUAUUUUUAAAACAUUCACAAGUAAAACAAAACACUGGGGAUUUCUUUUUUAAUAACAGAAGAAUUAAUUCAUCAAGUAUGUUCAUGGAAAAUGCUACAGGUACUCUAGAGCUGACCAGUCAGAAGACCCAUCGUUGUGGUUCAGAAUCUAAACAGGAGGAGGAUUCAGGUUCUUCUGAUAAACAAAUUCUGAAGGGCUGUAAAAGCACAAUUGCCUCCAAAGAUGUUGCAGUUUCUUGUGAGAAUAAGGACAAAGAGGCAGGUGAGCCCAACAGUAUUGCAGUAGAAGACUUGGUAAAGUGUGAGAAAUGUGGUAAGGAUAUACUGGUUUGGGAAAUGCCUGAACAUGCAGAUUAUCACUUUGCUGUUGAACUCCAGAGCUCAUUUUCUUCCCCUAGUGCACGUCCACACAGUGAACAGCCCCAGGCUACCAAUGUCCCUUCCCGAGGAAAAAGUAAAAACAAGGGUUCACCUGGGCCCAGUCCUAAGAGAAGUAAGUCACGUAUCAGCAAUCAAACGCUGGACUUCUUUUUCAAGAAAAAAUCUGUGACCAAUGGCCUGCAAGAUGGGACAGAGUAGCAGUUUGUGGCUGGCUUUGUAUCUGCUGAAGUACAAAUCAAGUUUCUGAAUUUUAAUCCCAUUUAUAGCCUCUCUUUACAGUACAUAAAAGCUGUUAAAUUAAAAAAAAAGCAAGCUUAUGUUCAUAUUUAAGAUAUGCGAUCAUGUUAAUCUCGGUGAGUGCAUGUGGAGUAUGCAGUUGUUUCUAUUUUACAAUAAUGUACUGGUGUACUACUUUUUAAGUAUUUGGAGAAGCAAAUCCGCCAUGGAUACAAGUCGGUGUUUUGCCUGUAGAUGGAGGUGUUGGACAAGUUGAAGAUCCUGAGAGGUGAGCUGGUUGUUUCUUCAGGCUAGUAGACCUUUCCUGUGAUGUUUGAGAAUUGAUAGUUUACUGUAUUUGUUGUUUUAUUUUUUUAAAGCUUUACAUGUACUUUUGACAGAAAACUUCUCAAUCUGAAAUAUUUUCACAGCAAGGUGUUUUAAUGUCUGAACAGCUAAUAAGGUCUUGAAUGUUUUGUUCUGUAAUAUAAAUAUUUUACAUCAGGAAGUAUAUUGUGUCCUGCGGCAGGUUGGCACCCUGCCCGGGAUUGGUUCCUGCCUUGUGCCCUGUGUUGGCUGGGAUUGGUUCCAGCAGACCCCUGUGACCCUGUGUUCGGAUUCAGUGGGUUGGACAAUGGAUGGAAGUAUAUUGUAGUUGCACAAUAUAUUAAAUAAUAAAGCUGAAUAAGAUCAUUUUCAACAUUAUCACAGUGUAUGAGAAGCCUAAGGAGUAUUUCUUUUUAUGUUGUUUAAUAAUGCAAGACAUAA